Messenger RNA from Tachysurus vachellii, 1210 nucleotides. It is a transcript of the gene wdr77, whose product is annotated as WD repeat domain 77. Gene Ontology annotation, biological process: oocyte axis specification. The record is from RefSeq and is a predicted model, not a curated record. Gene Ontology annotation, cellular component: methylosome. The transcript is spliced from 10 exons. Gene Ontology annotation, molecular function: protein binding. NCBI's taxonomy places the organism in Eukaryota, Metazoa, Chordata, Actinopteri, Siluriformes, Bagridae. The coding region runs from base 176 to 1141 and encodes 321 amino acids.
AGCGCGUGCGCACUGAUUCACAUGGAUUCAUUCAUCUGUGUAAUGAAGUUGUAUAGCACAGUUAACACUCAUUAAUCAGGAAAAUCCGAGGGGUUUAUUAAGGUUUAUAGCGCGUAGGUGUGUUUACGGUGUGUUUACGGUGUGUAGAGUGUAAAGAGUGUAAAGAUUCAGUGAGAUGUUACAGGAGCCACGAUGGAGGAUUCCUCAAAACGCCCCCACGUGUAUGGAGAGACAACUGGGGUGUGUGCGUUACAGAACAGAUGGUGUUUUCCUGCUCAGUGCUUCCAGUCUGACAGGUCGGUGUUGGUUCGGUUCUGUUUGGAUUUAUUCUGAUUCUAAACUUGCCCCCAAUGAGGGAUUCUGUAAGGCGGGGCUUCAGACGGAGGCGGGGCUCAAUGAUGUCAAGUGGCUGACGGACAGGAGCAUCGUUGCAGGAACUGAUUCUGGUGCAGUUGAAUUAUGGGAUUUGGCUGAAGAUGAGCGCUUGUUAAUUAAUCGAUUCAGUCGUCAUGAACACGAUGACAUUGUCACAACAAUCAGUCCAGCAUCUGACACCCACCAUGUAAUCAGUGGCAGCAUGGACUGCAGGGUUAAAGUUUGGGAUGUGAAUCAGGAGUCUGUGAUCAACACCUACACUGUGCACUCCAUGGCUGUGAGCUGUGUGUCCUGCAGUCCAAAUGACCAGUCACUGUUCCUGUCCUGUGCUCAGGACGGACGACUGUUGCUGUGGGAUCGUAGAAAACCUAAACCUGCCUCUCGCUUAGACGUGGUUUCUCCAAGUUCUGUGACUGCUGUUGUGUGGCAUCCAAAUCAUAGCAGCACCAUCGCCUACGGUGAUGAGUUGGGAAGGGUAACUGUGACAGAUUUCCAGGCUACAGGAAAUUCACAGACGACGAACCCACACACACGCAGAGUGUCAGAGCUCACCUUCUCCUCACACAGUUCUCCUCUCCUCGCCUCAGUGAGUGAUGACUGCACCGUCACUGUGCUGAACACAGAGCUCAGAGAAAUUUACAGAGACAGUAGACACCAGGACUUUGUGCGUGGUGUGUGUUGGGCUCCGGGCGGCUCAGAUGUCCUGACCACUGCAGGGUGGGAUCACCAGGUUCUCCAUCACAAUGUGCAGGAGACUCGCACUUAAUACACACACACACACUAAACACACAGCCCUGCAUCCAUCAGUGUUUAAUAAAGUGUGUCUUCAGUCAAA